AUGGCCCAUAGUGUUUCUGGUACUAUGGUAGGCCAAUUGCCUUUGGCGGCUCCCAGCUUCUUCUUCAAUGUUUUCUUGAUGAUCUUGUUGAUAGCUUCUACCUGCCCAUUGGAUUGCAGAUGUGCCAGAGAUGCAAAGAAGAUGCUGAUGUUGAAACGGGAGCAGAGAUGCCAAAACCGUGAGCAGUUGAAUUGCUUGCCGUUGUCCGUUACGAUGGCGUUUGGUAGGCCGGAUCGGCAUAGGAUCUGCCGUUAUUGUUGUGAGGGCCUUGGCCUCAGUCCAUUUGGUAAAGUAAUCGACGGCUACGACUGCGAAUUUAAGCUGACCUGUGCCUUGUGGCAUUGGGCCGAUGUGAUCGAGUCCCCGUUGGGCAAAUGGCCACGGGCUAGUCAUCGAACUGAGUGGUUCGGCAGGGACUUUCGAUACAGAUCUGAAACGUUGGCACGGAUCGCACCUUUGCACAAUCUGGGUGGUGUCAGCGUGGAGAGUUGGCCAAUAAUAGCCUUUCCGAACGGCCUUGAAGGCCAAGGAUCGGGAUCCCAAGUGGUCACCAUACGCGCCUUUGUGAAUCUCACGUAA
Molecule: messenger RNA, 579 nt
Organism: Prunus armeniaca (apricot)
Lineage: Eukaryota; Viridiplantae; Streptophyta; Magnoliopsida; Rosales; Rosaceae
Source: the annotation of a GenBank genome assembly